Messenger RNA from Mollisia scopiformis, 636 nucleotides. RefSeq lists its product as uncharacterized. Bases 271 to 483 code for a protein of 70 amino acids. The transcript has 2 exons. Lineage: Eukaryota; Fungi; Ascomycota; Leotiomycetes; Helotiales; Mollisiaceae. The record is from RefSeq and is a predicted model, not a curated record.
CUCGCUUAUUUUCGCCUUGAACCUCAACUCUCGAAAGAAUGUGCAACGAGCUCCUCCACAGAUGGAAAGACUGCCGCGAUGUUAUUACACACUAUAAGAUACGGUGCAAUUUCCAAACAGAGUUCAAUCCCAACUGCAGAUACUACAAUUAUGACUUGCAAGAGGAGCCUGGAUCGUGUCGUCGAUGUCUGAGGGGGAUUGCGAACUGGUGGGGAUGAUUGGUGAUGCUUAACGUUGAGUAGAGUUUGAUUGCUGGGGGGCUCUGGUUCUAUGAGGUAUUCAAGUCUAGUCUGUAGCAUUCAUACAGCUAUCGCGUCUUUGAAUAACAGCACCACCUCCAUCCCUCAAAGCUCGCGACUCGAAGAAGGGUCAGAAUGUGUGCACGACUUGAAACCAGGUACGAAGGAUGUCGCUGCAAACGAGACUUGUGGAAACUGCCAUGCAACAACAACUAUCGCGGACAUGAUUGUCCAAACUUUCUAGAAUUCCUAUACCAGAUAUCAGGCUUGUGUCCUAGACAUCUGGAAGAAUACCUCGAGAUGGGAGGAGACGAUUAUCAUUAUGGUUCUUGAUCUUGGAAAGAGCUGAUUCGAUCUUGCCUAUGAUACCAAGAAGCACAGUGAAGAUAUACCUAGG